Molecule: messenger RNA, 1008 nt
Organism: Coccidioides posadasii C735 delta SOWgp
Lineage: Eukaryota; Fungi; Ascomycota; Eurotiomycetes; Onygenales; Onygenaceae
Gene: NUC1
Product: nuclease
Biological process (GO): apoptotic DNA fragmentation
Cellular component (GO): nucleus; mitochondrial inner membrane
Molecular function (GO): nucleic acid binding; single-stranded DNA endonuclease activity; RNA endonuclease activity
Source: RefSeq, a predicted model, not a curated record
AUGUCGAAAGCAACAUUCGCAAUCAUCGCCGCAGCGGGUGCUGCCACCGGUGCUGGCGUCACUGCACUUGUCUACUCAGCCAAGGCUUCCCGGCAGCAGCCGCCGGUAUCGCCUGCUCUACCGUCAGCAGCCAAACCUCCGGUACCCUCACCGAAUCCUGCGGUUAUCCCACAUCCAUCCACUCCGCAGAUACCGACCCGAUUCCCAGCGCCCGUUGAUCCAACCGGCCUCCUCCAGUACGGAUUCCCCGGUCCAAUUGCCGACACCAUAAACAGUGCCCCCCUGACAAGCGCAUAUGACCGCCGCACACGCAACCCAUCAUGGGUGGCCGAGCACAUCACGCCCGAGUCUCUCAAGCUCAACAACGCCGACCGCAAACACAGCGUCUUCUACGAAGACCAAAGAAUCCCCGCCGCAUUUCGCGCCAAGUUGAGCGAUUACUUCCGCUCCGGGUACGAUCGUGGACACCAGGUUCCCGCCGCAGAUGCAAAAUGGAGCCAGGACGCCAUGGACGCGACAUUUGCUCUGACGAAUAUGUGCCCGCAGGUUGGGGAGGGCUUCAACCGCGACUACUGGGCGCAUUUCGAGGAAUUUUGCCGAGGAUUGACGAAGAAAUACCCUUCUGUGCGUAUCGUCACUGGCCCGUUGUAUCUACCGAAGAAGGAUCCAACCGAUGGAAAGUGGAAAGUCACCUACGAAGUUAUCGGAAAUCCACCAAAUGUUGCCGUUCCAACACACUUUUAUAAAGUUAUAUUCGCGGAAGAUGGAAAAGAAGGAGGGAAGGUUAGCCUGGGUGCCUUUGUGAUGCCAAACGCGCGCAUCCCAAAUGAGAAGAGCCUGUCCGAUUUCGAAGUUCCCUUGGAGGCUGUAGAGCGUGCCAGCGGCUUGGAGUUCACAUCAAAGCUUGCUGCAGACCGGAAGAAGAGGUUAUGUCAGGAAGUGAAGUGUGAGAUCAUGGUGAGAGAGUUCGCGAAGGCAACUAACAGAAAGGCAUUGCCAUCGCCUUGA